Molecule: messenger RNA, 1644 nt
Organism: Centropristis striata (black sea bass)
Lineage: Eukaryota; Metazoa; Chordata; Actinopteri; Perciformes; Serranidae
Product: myeloid-associated differentiation marker homolog
Exons: 2
Coding region: 616-1509 (297 amino acids)
Cellular component (GO): membrane
Source: RefSeq, a predicted model, not a curated record
AGACAUAAAAUGACCAAAAAAGACCUAAAAUUCCCAAAGACUUCUCUCCAUUUGUACGACCUGUGACCACAUUUAAUUUGUGCAGCUGUGCGGUCGCCGUGGUAACGAGGUAAUAAUGAAUAUUGAGUCAGAAGAACCUUUAGUGCACCCACAUGCAGUAAAAGCUAAAAAGGGAAGAGAGUUUCAUGAGAAUCGAGGUGGAGGAAGAUAACCUUGUUUGCAUAUGUUUUUUAUUGUGGUUAUUUGCAGCUCGUAGCUCCAGUGAGACUGAAAGCUGCUGCGACCUCAGACAGGAAGUAGGCCAGGCCUGUUUCACUGCAACAAUGCUGCAAAAGAUCUUCCAACACAAUCAGGUUUCAGUCUGUUUGUAGAGAGGAUGAAGCUCCGGUGAAGAGAAAAGAAGAACAGGUGAAGGCUCAAGUCACGCUGCCGUGGAUUAUUCUCCACAAAUCAACUUUAUCUGGAUAUUGUGGAAACGAUGCAUCGACCCUGUUGAAGGAGAGGAUUUUUAAAACUCAUUUGGAGGAAUUUAUCUGGGAUACCUGGUCUCUUUUCACUGCAAAAACUGAAAUCUAAGUUUCCUGAUCCUGGAUCCUCCGGUCCUCCUCUGGGACGAUGCCUGUGAUCGUGCUGGAGGCCCGAGACUUCCUCAGCCCUCUGUUCCUGGUCCGGACCCUGGAGGUGUUCUCCUGCUGCACCACCUUCAGCCUGGUGGCCUCGCUGGAUCCUUCAGAGCUCAACAAGAACCUGCAGCACCUCAGCACCUUCAAGAUCUUCUGCAUGUUCACCUGGUGCUUCUUCUUCACGCUCACCCUCCUCAUCCACAUCCUGAGCAUCAUCCAGUUCCACAGCCUCAUCCCCAUCUCCUGGAAGAACCUGACGGUGACCUCGGCGGUCCUGGGGGCCCUCAUGUGCCUCAGUGCCGCCGUGGUGUUCCCGUGGAUGGUCGUGGACCACCAGGAGGUCUCGGCGCGCUCCGUGGCGGCCGCCGUGGCGUCCGGAUUCACCUUCCUGUGCUACAGCUCAGAGUCCUACGUCCUGGGCUCCAGAGCUCCUGAGCAGCGGGGCUACAUGGGGAGCAUGCCGGGGCUCCUGAAGAUCCUCCAGGUGUGGGGGGGCUGCCACAUGGUGCCCCUGGUGGUGGAGGAGGUCCAAGCCCUGGCUGGGGGUCCACCCGGCUGGCAGCUGUGGGUCUCGUGCGUCUCCUACGGCGUCUGCGUCCUCACGUCUCUGCUCACGCUGCUGGUGAUUUUAGGAGACUCUGCUGGACGGUGUUGUCUCCCUUUCGACCGGUUUCUGGCCGGCUUCAGUCUGCUCGGGGUCUUGCUCUACAUGUUGGCCACCGUCAUCUGUUUCACCAAGAUCCUGCAGCUGAAGGACCAGAACAUGGACAACAAGACGGCACAAGUGGUCGUCAUGGAGACGGUGGUGGCCACCAUCACUCUGCUGGCUUAUACCGUCGAUCUGGCUUUCUCUAUCAAACUGCUGUGUGACAGAAGUCUCACAUGAAGUAACACGUUAAAUGUAUUCUGCAGAAAUAUUAAAUCUGAGGGAAAUGAUCUUGCUGCAUGGACAGAUAAUUUACCUUGACAAGAUUUCUUGAAUUAAGAUUGUUAAAUCUAGAAAUAAGCAUGUUGAAACAAA